Messenger RNA from Dermacentor silvarum, 973 nucleotides. RefSeq lists its product as uncharacterized. Lineage: Eukaryota; Metazoa; Arthropoda; Arachnida; Ixodida; Ixodidae. The transcript is spliced from 7 exons. The coding region runs from base 208 to 852 and encodes 214 amino acids. The record is from RefSeq and is a predicted model, not a curated record.
CAGGAAGACAGGCGUGAGCACCACGUCCCAAUUGUAUUCCAAUCGCCUCGCGGGGUUCCCAUAUCCGACGGAGAGCGCUAACGCAGGCUUCCUCUGCGUGGGGCGAACGUCGAGGGUUGCAAGGCCAGAGCCAACAAAGGAGACGACGACAUCGGCUACUGCUUCUGCGGCUGCUGCACGGAGGCUGGAAAUCGCCGAGCCAAAGCAAUGACCGACGACGGUGCGUGGGAUGCGAUUUUUAUCAGGCUCUUCGUCCUCUUCUCCGUGAUUCCUAAAGGGCAGUUGCAGGCCCAGCCACCAGCCCCAGCUCCUAGUCCUUCGCUAGCAGUGGUAUCUGAUUCUGAGGUGUGCGCACAAAGCUAUCCUGGGGAGCAGGGUUACCCACUCGGGAGGACAGCCCAUAUCACCGGAAAGUUGGGCCUAAACACCUUCGCAGCCAACUUCGGCAACCCUAACCCAUGCGUGGUCCAGUGCCGGACGGCCUCGGGUAACGUUUGGACGGCAGCCAAGCCUUGGGGCACGCCCUGCAUCUUGCACGGAGAGCAGCGGUUCUGCGCGGCCAACGCCUGCGUGCUGAAGAAUGACUCAUACGUCGAGUACUGCCGUCAGAACUUCCAGACGGAGAAUGCAGUCAUUGCGCUAACCCCAUACAUGUGCACACUCGAGUGUAUUGACAUCACCACUGGAAUUGUCCUCAAGGUGAAGAUGACGGACGGCAGCCCGUGCCAAGCUAAUACUGGCCGGGGAUACGAGAGGGGUUUCUGCUACAGCGGCGCUUGCACUGUCGCCGUGGUGCCCUACGUGCGACGGCUCCUGCCAGGUUACCACAGGCUCGGCCUGCUGUUCGGAUGACGACACCGCCUUCGUGACACGGUGUUUCUCUAGACGUGUCAGCUCGAGCUUCUUCGCCGUGGGCUCUGGUUGUCAGUGAGAAAAGAAAAGAGAAAAAAGAAAACAAGAUCGUGUUCUGCUG